GGCAGGAACUAAUAAACCAAUUCGAUGAUUACACCAUUCUUCAUUAUACAGACAACUUUUCUUUCUGAAAACCCUAAACUCUCCUAUGAUGAACUCCAUGUUAUACCGCAAACUGUUUGUAGUUACAGCAGCUCCCACAAACUUCAAUUUAUGCUGCAAACUGUUUGCUAUACAUUCUUUCCAUUUUCGCAAUGUUUUCUCAACUGAAUCUCACUCACAGAUCCUCUUUUCACAGUUUGCCUCCUCCAAACUUAACCUGUCUGAGGUCGACAUCACUCGGAUGCUCAAGCUGGCCCCCUCUUUGCAGAAGCUUCGAACCCUCGACAUCACUCGGAUGCUCAAGCUGGCCCCCUCUUUGCAGAAGCUUCGAACCCUCAACAACGCAGAGGAGGUUAUUCAUUUGUUUAAAAAAGCGCGGCUUCACUGAACCCCAAAUUGCCAGUAUAGUGACGGUGCGGCCCCAACUUAUCGUAUCUGCAGAAAGUGCAUUGGAAAGUAAGAUCAAACUACUAGAAGAUUUCGGUUUUGUGGAUCGAAAUCUGUUAAGACUUUUGAGGACCAAUCCUGGCAUCUUGAACAAAAGCCUCAAGAAAGGGCUUCUUCCCAAGAUGGAGUUUCUGAAGAAUGUAUAUCAGUCCCAGGAUGUGCUCGUUAAAUCCCUGUUAAAUGCACCAAGACUUCUCAAUUUUAGCUUGGAGAAAACCCUGGAGCCCUCGCUUGCUUUCUGGGAAGGAUUGGGUUUUUCUGGGAUGGAGUUCGUAAGCUUCUUAGGGGUUUAUCCGGGUGUUCUCUCACGCACGUCUCUAACACCUGGACAGGUGGAUCUUAUCAACAAGAUUGGCAUGGACAAAGAGAGUAAAAUGUUCAAAUAUAUUGUAGGUAUAGUGGCUUUGAGCCGCGUGGAAACGUUAGAGGCCAAGAUUGAGAAUCUCAAACUCUGCGGGCUCUCGGCUGAAGAAACCUGGCAAAUAGUUGGAGCUGCCCCUCUAGUUUUGAAUUUGUCAAGGAAAAAUGUUAGUGAAAGGAUGAACUUUCUAGUUAAUAAUUUGGAGCUCCCUGCAAAUUAUGUAGUGAAGCAUCCUUCGUUGUUCCAAAUCAAAUUGGAAAAGACACUGAAACCCAGGUUUCUGGUUUGGCAGAAAAUCAAAUCCUUCAAUGCCCUCGAUCUUCCUCUUUUGACAGCAUUGACGAUGUCAGAGACAAGAUUUGUUAACAGAAUUAUUAAAGAGCAUCCCGAACUUAAAUCACUGUGGACAAUUUAUGAAAAUGCCAUUUCUAAUGCCUCCAAGCACACAGAGCUCAACAAAACAUAGCUUGGGAUGAAAAAUGUGAGAUUCAGGCCUCAAAAACCACAACAAAUUUAUCGAUCUCAUCUUUUGGCAGAAGACGGGCAAACCCUCUCCAUCCAGGUGUUGGCCGUCAGCAAUUGACAUUCAUAUGUCUAUUUCCUCUGCGCUGCGCUCUGUGCCUAGUUUCUCUUCAAGCAAGCGAUUUGGCAACUAUCUUUAUGGCUCCAUACCGCCACAAUCGGGAUCUUUGAUCCAUUUACAAAUCUUGGAAGUUCUGUAUUUACUUUUUAUGUCACUUCUGUUAUUGUUAUCCACUGUAUGCUUCUCUUAAUGAUGGAAGGAAAGCAGAUUAAACUGGUUUUUAAUUUUCAAGAAAAAAGGUAUCAUAAAAUUUUCGUGAAAGACUGAAUCUAUUUGGUACAAGGCUUUGGCCACUGCCUGUAAAAGCCACCGACUUUGACCACACUUCAAAUAUUUUCACCAAUGUUUGGAAGGGUUGUGACUGCUCUG
Messenger RNA from Cryptomeria japonica (Japanese cedar), 1799 nucleotides. RefSeq lists its product as uncharacterized. The record is from RefSeq and is a predicted model, not a curated record. The transcript is spliced from 2 exons. Gene Ontology annotation, molecular function: double-stranded DNA binding. Gene Ontology annotation, biological process: regulation of DNA-templated transcription; chloroplast organization. The coding region runs from base 192 to 1313 and encodes 373 amino acids. Gene Ontology annotation, cellular component: chloroplast. NCBI's taxonomy places the organism in Eukaryota, Viridiplantae, Streptophyta, Pinopsida, Cupressales, Cupressaceae.